CCACAUGACGAGCAUUCAUUUCGUCAUCGUCGCCUCGUAAUAUUCCUCCACUUUUGCUCAGCCGUCUCAAAGUACAAUCGGAACAAGUGGAGUGUAAUGUCUUGUAAGAUCUCGAACUAAAUAUUUAUUUACAACAAUGUGGACUGAACAAGUGCUGUGUCAACGUGGGUGCUGGAAAUAACUACAAUUUCAGAUUAGAAUUUCUUCAAUAUUGUGUUGUAAAACAGUUAUGAAUAAGUGACGAUUAAAUUGAGAUGGAGAACUGCAAAUAGUGUAGUCGACUGCUCUCUCUUCUCGUGAUUGACAUAACUGUAACGAUAUUGUGUAGCACAUAAAUAAUAAUUAUUAUCUCCACUUGCAGCCAAAUAGUGCAUCAUGCAAUGCACAUAGCAGUUCUUUGCACCAAAUCACAUCAACCACUAUGUAAAAGCUCAGAAGAGAAUACCUAACAAUACACGAGCGAUAUUUGUAGCUUACAAAUACAUACAUAAGUAGAUCCCCGUUUCAUUUAAUAGUUGGCACAUAAAUAGCUUCAUCCAUAUUUUAGUUGAUAUGCUCAAUCAUCAACUAUUUGUGUGCGUACGUAUUUAAAUAGUUAUUGGUUGGUGAUGUUUGGUUGAAGGAAACCCUGCUUCUUCUUUUUCUGGUCGUAUAUACGGAUAAUUGGUCUCUGCUAGAUUAAUUUCAAGGUGGUUUGGUUGUACGUACGUGUUUUAUAGGAACAAUAUUUCCAUUUCUUUCACCCGUCUAUACUUGUGUACAUGGCAUAAUAUUUCGUGUUGGGUGGGAUGUGAUGCUGCUGCGUGAUUGAAAUACUUACUUUGCUACUACGAGUAAGUAAUGCUGAAAAUUUGUGCUAAAAGUGCAACUCAUCUCCAAAUCCGGCUUCAAUUCGUGUUCAACCUCAAUCAGGCAGAGAUCUCGGCACUAAUUUCGUCUCAUCGCGUCGUCUCUCCACUACACGCUGCUGGAUAACUGGAGCUCUGGAGAAUUUUGGACAGGUUAAGCUACUAAUUCAGGUUUGAAAUCGAAACGUCAGGAUGAGCGUGCCCGAGAAAGUGGUGCAAGUUUGCGAGGAGUUGAUCAUUUCGGAUGAGACGCUCCGUCGCGUGAUGGACGCGUUGGACCACGAGAUCAAUCUCGGUCUCGGCAAGGAGACGAAUUCCUCGGCGACCGUGAAGUGCUUCCCGACAUACGUCCGCUGCCUCCCUAAUGGGCAAGAGAAAGGCAAAUUUCUCGCCCUGGACCUCGGCGGGACGAAUUUUCGUGUUCUACUGAUCGAUCUGGAGGGAGGAAGUACAACGGCGAAGAUGGUUUCCAAGAUUUACGCCGUCCCCACAGCGGUCAUGGUGGGACCGGGAGACGGACUUUUUGACCAUAUUGCUCAAUGCCUAUCAACCUUCAUGCAUGAACAUAAAGUGGAGAAUGUCAAGAUUCCGCUGGGCUUUACGUUCUCGUUUCCUUGCAGGCAGGAAGGAUUGACGAAGGGGAUUCUGGUCACGUGGACGAAGGGAUUUAAUUGUUCGGGGGUGGAAGGGAAGGACGUCGUCCUCAUGUUGCAAGAGGCAAUUCGUCGCAGGGGGGAUGUCGAAAUUGAUGUGUUGGCAGUUUUGAAUGACACGACGGGAACUCUGAUGGCAUGUGCGUACAAGAACCAAGACUGUCGAAUUGGACUUAUCAUUGGAACGGGUACGAAUGCCUGUUAUAUCGAAAAAUUGGACAAGGUCGAACUCUGGAAUGAGGAUCAUAACGAGCCAAAGCAAGUGAUUAUCAAUACCGAAUGGGGCGCCUUCGGAGACAACAAAUGCCUAGACUUUAUCUACACCGGGUACGAUCGAGAAGUGGACGAGACAUCGAUCAACCCUGGGAAACAGAUAUUCGAAAAAAUGAUUUCCGGGAUGUAUAUGGGAGACAUAGCUGGCCUAGUUCUCAGAAAGUUGACCCGUGAGGGUCACAUCUUCCGGGGAAAUGGUGCGGACGAGAUUUUCAAGCGAGGAGCUUUUCACACCAAGUACAUCUCAGAGAUUGAAGGGGACAAGGUCGGCGACUGGACAAAUUGUCGUCAGAUCCUCCUCGAGGAACUCGGCAUCCCCGAACCCGUCACAGAUCAAGACUGCAUCGUUGUUCGCCACGUGUGCGAGGUUGUCUCGCGUCGUGCCGCCCACCUCGUCUCCGCCGGUUUGGCCUGCCUCCUCAACAAGAUUGGGGAAAAGAAGGCCGUCGUGGCGGUGGAUGGGUCGGUGUACCGUUUCCACCCCUGUUUCCACAACCUGAUGACUGCCGCGAUUCAAAAGCUGGUCAAUCCCGAUAUGAAGUUCGAUCUGAUGUUGUCCGAGGACGGGAGUGGGCGAGGAGCUGCCUUGGUCGCUGCUGUGGCGUCGAGAACGGCGUCAGAUUGACGUCUUAGUGAUACCGUAAUUAUAAAUAGGAACGACUAUCAUCAUCAUCGAUACGAAGAAGAGGAUAGAUUUACACUAGUUUUGGAUAGAUAGAGUAUUAACAAGGUAAUCAAUUCCGUAGUCUGAAAAUGAAAAAUCAACUGUUGCCAUAUUUGUAAUAAGUAAUUUUUAGCUACUGAUACAACAAAAAGGACUAAUUAAAUAAUUAACUAAUUAGUUAAUUAAUCAAUACAAACUGAUCUAUGUAGAAGUGAUUUGUAAUUCAGAGAGAAAACAAUAAUGACGUCGUGCUCGUUACAUUAGACAAAAAUAUUUAGAUACAAGUUAACAGAGAAAUUGUAACAAGUGUUGUUUUAUACGAGUGCAAAUUUAGCUGUGUGUGUAGCAGGUGUGGAAAAUGGGAUUAUUAAAUAACUAUUGUUGAUUGUGCCAGUUAAUUGUAAGCAUAAAUAAUUAACGAAUCGGAAACGAACUUUAUUUAGAUACUAAAAAAAUGAGUGAAUCAAUUGUUUUAAAAUAUUUUGACGCAAUAUUUGCAAAAAAUAAGUGAAAAAAUAUGACAAUGAUGAAGCAGAAGAAUCUUGAAAAGUAGAGUGAAGAAUUAUAUUAGAGAAAUGUUCAGUAAAAAAUGAAAUUA
Folsomia candida is the source of this 3036-nucleotide messenger RNA. RefSeq names its product hexokinase type 2. Lineage: Eukaryota; Metazoa; Arthropoda; Collembola; Entomobryomorpha; Isotomidae. The record is from RefSeq and is a predicted model, not a curated record. The transcript is spliced from 10 exons. Gene Ontology annotation, biological process: glucose 6-phosphate metabolic process; glycolytic process; intracellular glucose homeostasis. The coding region runs from base 1041 to 2399 and encodes 452 amino acids. Gene Ontology annotation, cellular component: mitochondrion; cytosol. Gene Ontology annotation, molecular function: ATP binding; glucokinase activity; mannokinase activity.